AUGUCUUUCUUCUCUCGUCGCCGUUUCAGCAAAUCCGACCGUGACCGCGAUCGCUCUCACGACCGCAACUCUCACCCCUCUAUCUCCAACCCGCAAAUGCCCCAAUCGCCGCCCACAUCUUACGCCUUUGCAAACGGUGGCACUGCUGGCUCUUCGCACCACGGCUCUCGACCUGCCUCAUCCACCGCAAUGUCUGACGCCUCUUACGACUUUGCAGCAACCGGCGCUCACCAACAAUCAAUUAGCAACGCCGGCGUGGCCCCCGCGGUGAACCCAACCAACACUUCCCAUCGCUACGCGCACGGCAGCGCCGGCAGUCAGCCUACAUCAGCCACCGCCGGCACGGCAGGUCAUGCCGGCAGUACUGUUGGUACAUCACCGGCAACCAGCCGUCCGCUUUCACACGCCAACCCUUUCCCAUCCAGCAACACCAACGUUGCCAGCGGUCAUGGCAGCCUCUCCCGCACCGACCAGAUCAUUCUAGGGUACUUCUGGCAGAGCAAAGCGGCCGAGAAUGCCGCUCGUGAUCUGCACUACCUACGUUUCCCUGCCUUUGGCUCCAACCCUGGCAUGCGUGAACUGGUGCCGUUCUGCGAAAUUUACAGUCUCGUCAAGAGCAGUCCGGGCGCCAAGGUUGUAGGGUUGGGAACUAUGGGCGGCUCUUUGGGAGGUGGCAUGGGCGGCGCGGCGGAGACGUUUAUUGGAUUCGAGCUCCACGCCAACGCCCAACUCCACAUCGAUAUGGACGAUACCUGGGACUCGACGCACAUCACGCACCAUCGCGUGUCCUUUAGGCCGUACGAAUCACUGCUGCGCGACCCUACCGCCGACGCCACGAUUCGCAGCUGGCCUAAGCCGCUGACCAUCGAGUUCCUCGAGGAGCAGUGGCAGGAGCACUGGAAGGAGGAUCUUUCGGGACUGUGCUGGGAGGGGAGAGAGGUUAGGGAAUUGGGUGGUGGCGCCGGCGGAGUCGGUGUGGCUCAGGGCGUCGGGGAUGAAGAUGGGGAAAGGGAUGUGCUGUGA
This is a messenger RNA of Cyphellophora europaea CBS 101466, 1023 nucleotides long. RefSeq lists its product as uncharacterized. The transcript has 2 exons. The record is from RefSeq and is a predicted model, not a curated record. NCBI's taxonomy places the organism in Eukaryota, Fungi, Ascomycota, Eurotiomycetes, Chaetothyriales, Cyphellophoraceae. Bases 1 to 1023 code for a protein of 340 amino acids.